CCCGGGAGACCUCCCGGCAUUUCCCGCCAGCAGGGGGCGCUGCAGGAGGAGGCCUCUCGGCGGUGCCGCUCUGCGCUCCGGCGGGCGGUGAGGGGAGGAACGGCGUCGCCCUCCCUCAGAGCCCUUCAGCCGCCGCCAUGGUGAAGGAGCAGUUCAGGGAGACCGAUGUGGCCAAAAAAAUAAGCCACAUCUGCUUUGGCAUGAAGUCUCCGGAGGAGAUGAGGCAGCAAGCUCACAUCCAAGUGGUCAGCAAAAACUUGUACAGUCAGGACAACAAUCACUCCCCCCUGCAGUAUGGAGUGCUUGAUCAUCGCAUGGGAACCAGUGAGAAAGAUCGUCCCUGUGAAACCUGUGGAAAAAACCUGGCUGAUUGUUUGGGACAUUAUGGGUACAUUGACUUAGAACUUCCAUGUUUUCAUGUGGGAUACUUCAAGGCUGUGAUAGGCAUCUUGCAGAUGAUCUGCAAAACCUGCUGCCGGAUCAUGCUCUCAGUGGAAGAAAAAAAGCAAUUUUUGGAUUACCUGAAGAGACCUGGCCUUACCUAUCUUCAGAAGAGAGGCCUGAAAAAGAAGGUGUCAGAAAAGUGCAGAAAGAAAAACACUUGUCCUUACUGUGGUGCCUUUAAUGGAACUGUGAAGAAGUGUGGCUUGCUGAAAAUAAUACAUGAAAAAUACAAGACCAAUAAGAAAGUGGUAGAUCCAGUAGUAUCAACUUUUCUCCAGUCCUUUGAAACUGCCAUAGAACACAACAAGGAAGUAGAACCUUUACUGGGAAGAGCUCAGGAAAACUUGAAUCCUUUAGUAGUAUUGAACCUCUUUAAGAGAAUCCCAGCAGAAGACAUCCCUCUUCUUCUCAUGAACCCAGAAGCAGGCAAACCUUCAGAUUUGAUCCUCACACGACUCUUGGUGCCUCCACUCUGUAUCAGGCCCUCUGUUGUGAGUGACUUGAAGUCUGGCACCAAUGAAGAUGACUUGACAAUGAAGCUGACAGAAAUCAUUUUCCUCAAUGAUGUCAUAAAAAAGCAUAGGAUAUCAGGAGCCAAAACCCAGAUGAUUAUGGAAGACUGGGACUUUCUUCAGCUGCAGUGUGCCCUGUACAUUAACAGUGAGCUUUCAGGAAUUCCUCUCAACAUGGCACCUAAAAAAUGGACCAGAGGUUUUGUUCAGAGACUUAAAGGAAAGCAAGGUCGGUUUAGAGGCAAUCUGUCUGGAAAAAGGGUGGAUUUCUCUGGCAGAACAGUCAUUUCACCUGACCCUAACUUAAGAAUAGAUGAAGUAGCAGUGCCCAUUCAUGUUGCUAAAAUACUAACUUUUCCUGAGAAGGUGAACAAAGCAAAUAUUAAUUUUAUGAGGAAACUUGUCCGUAAUGGUCCUGAUCUUCAUCCUGGAGCCAACUUCAUACAGCAAAGGCACACACAGAUGAAAAGAUUUUUGAAAUAUGGAAACCGAGAAAAGAUGGCCCAGGAGCUGAAGUUUGGAGAUAUCGUGGAGAGACAUCUCAUAGAUGGGGACAUAGUCCUGUUCAACAGGCAGCCUUCUCUUCACAAGCUGAGCAUUAUGGCUCACAUUGCUCGAGUAAAACCUCACAGGACAUUCAGGUUUAAUGAAUGUGUCUGUACACCAUACAAUGCAGACUUUGAUGGAGAUGAGAUGAACCUUCACCUCCCUCAGACAGAAGAAGCAAAAGCAGAAGCCCUUGUUUUAAUGGGGACUAAAGCAAACUUGGUAACACCAAGAAAUGGAGAACCUCUCAUUGCUGCUAUUCAGGAUUUCCUCACAGGUGCCUAUCUUCUUACAUUAAAAGACACCUUUUUUGACCGAGCCAAAGCCUGUCAAAUUAUUGCUUCUAUCCUGGUUGGCAAGGAUGAGAAGAUUAAAGUUCGUCUUCCACCUCCAGCCAUUCUGAAGCCUGUAACACUCUGGACAGGAAAACAGGUCUUCAGCCUCAUUCUCAAGCCCAGUGAUGAUUGUCCUGUCAAAGCCAACCUGAGGACCAAGGGCAAGCAGUAUUGUGGCAAAGGAGAAGACCUGUGUCACAAUGAUUCUUAUGUCACAAUUCAAAACAGUGAGUUAAUGAGUGGCAGUAUGGACAAAGGAACCUUAGGUUCAGGGUCCAAGAACAACAUCUUCUACAUCUUGCUGAGAGACUGGGGACAGGUAGAAGCUGCAGAUGCCAUGUCACGACUGGCCAGACUUGCUCCAGUCUAUCUUUCAAACCGUGGCUUUUCAAUUGGAAUUGGUGAUGUAACCCCUGGGCAGGGUCUGCUAAAAGCUAAAUAUGAGCUCCUGAAUGCUGGCUAUAAGAAAUGUGAUGAGUAUAUUGAAGCUUUGAACACUGGCAAGCUACAGCAGCAGCCUGGUUGUACUGCAGAAGAGACUCUAGAGGCUUUAAUCCUUAAAGAACUCUCUGUUAUCAGAGAUCAUGCUGGCAGUGCCUGUCUCAGAGAACUGGACAAGAGCAACAGUCCCCUUAUCAUGGCUCUCUGUGGUUCUAAAGGCUCCUUCAUUAAUAUAUCCCAGAUGAUUGCUUGUGUAGGUCAGCAGGCUAUCAGUGGGUCACGAGUUCCUGAUGGGUUUGAGAACAGAUCUUUGCCUCACUUUGAGAAGCAUUCUAAGCUCCCAGCAGCAAAAGGCUUUGUUGCCAAUAGCUUCUACUCUGGGUUGACUCCCACUGAAUUUUUUUUCCACACAAUGGCUGGUCGGGAAGGUCUGGUUGACACAGCUGUCAAAACAGCUGAAACUGGAUACAUGCAGAGGAGGUUGGUAAAAUCACUGGAAGAUCUUUGCUCACAGUAUGAUUUGACAGUCAGAAGUUCUACUGGUGACAUUAUACAGUUUAUUUAUGGAGGAGAUGGCUUGGAUCCUGCAGCUAUGGAAGGGAAGGAUGAGCCCCUGGAGUUCAAGAGAGUUCUGGACAAUAUCAGAGCUGUGUAUCCAUGCAGAAGUGAGCCAGCCCUUAGUAAAAAUGAAUUGGUGUUAACAUCUGAGUCCAUUAUGAAGAAGAAUGAGUUCCUUUGCUGCAGAGACAGCUUCCUACAGACAUUAACUGAGACAGGUUAUGAAAAAUAUAAUGAGGAAAUCAAAAAAUUCAUCAAAGGUGUUUCUGAGAAGAUUAAAAAAACCCGGGACAAGUAUGGCAUUAAUGACAAUGGCACAACUGAGCCACGAGUUUUGUAUCAAUUGGAUAGGAUUACUCCAACACAACUGGAAAAGUUUCUGGAGACUUGUAGGGACAAAUACAUGAGGGCACAGAUGGAGCCAGGUUCUGCAGUAGGAGCUCUUUGUGCGCAGAGUAUUGGUGAGCCUGGCACACAGAUGACUCUGAAGACUUUCCAUUUUGCUGGUGUUGCUUCAAUGAACAUUACUUUGGGUGUGCCAAGAAUCAAAGAAAUCAUAAAUGCUUCCAAGGCUAUUAGCACCCCAAUUAUAACAGCACAGCUGGACAAAGAUGAUGACCCUGAUUUUGCCCGUCUGGUUAAAGGAAGAAUUGAGAAAACUUUGUUAGGAGAGAUUUCAGAAUAUAUUGAGGAAGUGUUUCUUCCAGAUGACUGUUUCAUCCUAGUGAAGCUGUCUUUAGAGCGCAUCAGACUGCUGAGGUUAGAGGUGAAUGCAGAGACUGUACGUUACUCCAUUUGCAUCUCUAAACUCAGGGUCAAGCCUGGGGAUGUUGCUGUCCAUGGAGAAGCAGUUGUAUGUGUGACCCCCCGUGAAAACAGCAAGAGUUCAAUGUAUUAUGUACUGCAGUCCCUGAAGGAAGAGCUACCAAAGGUUGUGGUGCAAGGUAUACCAGAGGUUUCCCGUGCUGUCAUUCAUGUUGAUGAACAAAGUGGAAGGGAAAAAUAUAAACUUUUAGUUGAAGGUGAUAAUCUACGAGCUGUUAUGGCUACUCAUGGAGUGAAAGGAACAAAAACAACCUCCAACAACACUUACGAGGUAGAGAAGACACUGGGGAUUGAAGCUGCUCGCACAACCAUAAUCAAUGAGAUCCAGUACACAAUGGUGAACCAUGGGAUGAGCAUUGACAGGAGACAUGUCAUGUUGCUGUCUGAUCUCAUGACCUACAAGGGUGAAGUGCUGGGCAUUACUAGGUUUGGACUGGCAAAAAUGAAGGAGAGUGUGUUGAUGCUGGCUUCUUUUGAAAAGACUGCAGACCAUCUCUUCGAUGCUGCCUACUUUGGGCAGAAGGAUUCUGUUUGUGGUGUUUCUGAGUGCAUCAUCAUGGGAAUUCCGAUGAAUAUUGGAACAGGACUUUUUAAACUCUUGCACAAAGCAGACAAAGAAUCAGCCCCUCCCAAGAGGCCUCUGAUAUUUGAUAAUAAUGAAUUUCAUAUUCCCAUUGUUACAUAGCUCCUGCACCUAAAACAAGAGACCAAAAACAACAGCAAGAAGACAUUGAAUUAGGAAAUGUGCAUUCUCAGCUCUCUGUGUUCAGUAACUGAGAUGAUAAGAGAAAUACUCUCAGAAGAAUUACCCAGUUGCUUGCCACCUGUUGUUAGUACAGACCUUGAAAGGAGAGGCUUGAAAGGAGGGUGGAAAGAAAUUUCAAGGGGAUUUCAGCUGAUAAUAUUUUUAUGUGCUAGAAUUAGAUCUUUGUGCUAAUGUUAAUGGGUGGGAGUUGUUGCUAACUCAGUAUUGACACGUGUAUUCAGAUUUGAUUUAAAAAAAAAAAAAAACAUAAUUGCAAGAAAGUUCUGUGAGCUUGCACAAAGUGCAUUUGGAAAUUGCCUUUCACCAGGACCUGAUGAGGUCAAUUUAUGGCUGCUAAGAACAGAGACUUCAGAAAGCAAGAAGUGAGUUUCUGGUUAAUUCAUAAUGAGUUGAACUUCAGGAGUACUAUUUAAAGUGUUGGAAAUAUUUCCUCUGUUUCUUAGGGGGAUUUAAGUGGUUUUCUUUUAUCCCAAGGUAUUAUCCAGUAAGUGGUUUUGCUCACCAGGGUUCUGCUUUGGGACUUACCUGCAAAAAAACUGCAGGUAGCAAAGCUGCUGGUGAAUUCUCAGAAGGCUGUUAUAAGAACAUUACAAAUGAUAAACAGCUUUUCAUAUUUUAGCAGCUGUUACACUGCUGGAAUCUGUAAUCUACAGCAAUCUUAGGGAAGUUUCAUAAUUGAGCAGGAUCAUCUCAACAGCCUGGUUUUUACUACAUUAAGUAGAAAUAGAAGGGGAAGCUAUUUUCAAGCAUUGCCAUAAAAUAACUUGCAAGUAUUUUCAUCUUAGUUCUCAGAAUCAAUAUGGCUUUUAAAUUAUUUCAGUGUAGUGUGUUUAAAUUUACUCAUGUGCUAUGGAGGGAAAGGAUUUUAGUGUUUUCUUGUCAGCAGUGUUUGGAUAUUUGGUGUGGAGAGAAACAAAGCAGUGAAAAAGGAAAGCUGAAGUUCACUCGUGAAGUGAAAGCAGGAUGCUGAACAGUCUAGUAUUUGAAAAUUAAUGUGUUUGUGCUACAUUUUGUCUUCAUGUACCAACCAAAAGAGUGUAAGACAACAUUCAGACGAUGUAUAUCUGUUGGUUUCAGUCUUAAGGUGCCAUAAUUUAUUCAUAAAUUGUCCUCCCUACAGAGAAGACCCCAUGAGAAAUUCACCAUGGCUGUUCUCAGAUUAUUUUGUGUUUCCAGUGUGAUUCUGCCUACAUUUUGGCAGGGUAAAGAUUGAGAAUGUAAUGUAUUUAAUAGCUGCUCUAAAAGCCAUAUAUAUUUUGGUGUGUUCAUUUAAUAAUAGAAAUUUCAGUAUAAAUUAGAGGGGGUUUUGUGAUCUCAAUGAGAUGGCCAAUUACUCAUUUGUCUUUAGAGAAGUCCAGCUCUUAUUUCUUUUGAAGUUCUAACUAUAAGACAAGGGUCAAAGGGAGAGAAAACUCAUAAACCUUUCCUGUGGAUAUGUAUUUAAUUGUAUCAUGUCAAGUUCUACUGAAAGUGCUUGGUAUUUUUGUGAAUAAAGAUUCUUCUGAAGAUGUAAA
This is a messenger RNA of Calypte anna (Anna's hummingbird), 5941 nucleotides long. It is a transcript of the gene POLR3A, whose product is annotated as RNA polymerase III subunit A. Gene Ontology annotation, molecular function: DNA-directed RNA polymerase activity; DNA binding. The coding region runs from base 138 to 4346 and encodes 1402 amino acids. The transcript is spliced from 32 exons. Lineage: Eukaryota; Metazoa; Chordata; Aves; Apodiformes; Trochilidae. The record is from RefSeq and is a predicted model, not a curated record. Gene Ontology annotation, biological process: DNA-templated transcription.